Phycodurus eques (leafy seadragon) is the source of this 4589-nucleotide messenger RNA. It is a transcript of the gene musk, whose product is annotated as muscle, skeletal, receptor tyrosine kinase. Gene Ontology annotation, cellular component: signaling receptor complex. Lineage: Eukaryota; Metazoa; Chordata; Actinopteri; Syngnathiformes; Syngnathidae. Gene Ontology annotation, biological process: multicellular organism development; positive regulation of kinase activity; cell surface receptor protein tyrosine kinase signaling pathway. Gene Ontology annotation, molecular function: protein binding; transmembrane receptor protein tyrosine kinase activity; ATP binding. The record is from RefSeq and is a predicted model, not a curated record. The transcript is spliced from 17 exons. Bases 212 to 3109 code for a protein of 965 amino acids.
UGAGUGUGGCUCCAAACUCUGAGCGACAGCAUGUGACGAUAGCUAGCAGCUGCCACUGUCACUCACAAUGUUAACACACAGAGUGAGCUGAUCAGUGUUGAACAUGGCUGUCUGACUACGACGGUACACAAGAAACUAGAAGGCAUGGCAAUAUAACCACAGGCUUUAGAACAUAAGAAACUUUGCCCUCGUGGCUCAAUUCCGAGCCAGGAUGAAAAGUAUUGGACUCAUUUCAGUCUUCAAGAUUCUCUCUCUUCUGGUUUUGGUCAGUUUGAGUAAUGGCAUACAGAGAGCACCUCGUAUUAUUACAUUAUUGGAGACAGUGGACGUAAUACUGGAUCACAACGCAACCUUCAUCUGUGAGGUAGAAUCCCAACCUUCCGCAGACAUCACAUGGACCAAGAAUAACCAACCAAUAAUGUACUAUGACCCCCGGUACCUUACUCGAGAGCAGGGACAAAUGCUUCUUAUCCCUCAUGUAAGAGAGAAUGACAACGGAGAGUACUGCUGCCUCGCCAGUAAUGGUAUUGGAGAGCCAGCCAAGAGCUGUGGAGCGCUACAGUUAAAAAUGAAGCCACAAAUCAAGCGCAAUCCAACAAAUGUGACACUUUUGAUUGAGUCCAAAGCAGUAUUGCCAUGCGUUACCUUUGGUAACCCAAAACCAGACAUCACCUGGCUUAAAGAAGAUGAGCUUAUUAAGGUCAGUGACCGUGUCAAUAUUCUUGACUAUGGCGCACUGAAGAUCAACUAUAUUCAGAAGGAAGAUGCAGGACAGUAUCGAUGUGUAGCCAAAAAUAGCUUUGGUUCGGCAUUUUCCAAGCCUGCCACCAUUGAAGUACAAGCUCCAGCACGAAUCCUGAGAGUUCCCAAGGAGAAGAGAGUAGCGUAUGGCAGCCAAAUAUCUCUGGAGUGUAAUGCCACUGGAAAUCCGAUCCCCACCAUCACCUGGUUAGAAAAUGGGAAUACUAUUUCAGGUGCAUCAGUCGAUGAGACCUUGGUGGGAGAAGUGGUUUUGUCAGUUCUUAGGGUAACAGUGAAUAAGCCAGCUCUUUACACAUGCUUAGCCUCUAACAGACACAGUGCAGGAGCCAACACUGUCAAAGCAACCGCUAGAGUGACUGUUCCAGAAUGGAGACUCUACAAGGGCGUUGCAGGCUUCUGCAGUGCGUAUCGCAGGGAUGUGUGCCGCACAAUUUUACGGGAAGAUUCACUGGUUUUCUUCAACAACUCCAUUUCUGACCCUGAGGACAUGCAAGAGUAUCUGGUUCAGAGCUGGUGGACAGAAUUAGAAGGACUCAGUAUACUAUGUGGCCCUGCUGUGCGUUCACUUCUCUGCCAUAACGCCUUCCCUGAUUGUAACCCAUCAGGGUUGGGACCUGCACCUAAACCUGUCUGCAGGGAGCACUGCCUUGCAGUGAAGGAGCUGUAUUGUCAUAAGGAAUGGCUGAUACUGGAGGGCAGCAUGUCCAUCCAGCCUGGACACUACGGUUCUGCCACAGACUCCCACAGUCCCCGUUUGCUGCUGCCCAAAUGUCAAGCUUUACCCAGUGUCCAUUCAGACCCUGAUGCUUGUACUCGCGUUCCUUUUGUGGACAUCAACACAGAUCAAAUAACAACGACAUGUUACCAUGACAGAGGGCGUUUUUACCAGGGUAGCAUGAACGUGACAAGGUCAGGGAUACCAUGUCAGCCGUGGGAUCGACAGGUUCCCCACCAGCACCGCUUGUCUGUGGAUGCCAUUCCGGAGUUAAAAAACUCUGAUAACAACUGCAGAAACCCAGCAGGAAUCAGUGAUAAGCCAUGGUGUUACACCUCAAAUCCUAACAUACGCUGGGAGUACUGUGCUGUACCACAGUGUGGGGAAGGAGGCACAGGUUCAGGCUAUGUGUCAGUGAUGAAGCAAGAGCCAGCAGGCCCACGUCACCUCCCUCCCACAACCGCAUCAUCUCCAGCAUACUCCAUGUCUGUCAUUGUUAUCAUUCUGUCUGUACUUGCGACCGCGGUCUUCCUCACCAUCGUGAUCCUCGCAUGUCGCCGGCGCAGAAAACAAUGGCGACAACAGGAACGGGCAAUGGAGACCCCAACAAUGACCGCUCUUCCUUCAGAGCUCCUGUUGGAUCGACUUCACCCAAACCCCAUGUAUCAGCGGGUUCCUUUGCUUCUCAACUCCAAGCUACUGGCGCUUGAAUACCCCAGGAAUAAUAUCCAAUAUGUUCGUGAUAUUGGAGAGGGAGCCUUUGGGCGAGUUUUCCAAGCAAGAGCCCCAGGCUUGCUACUGAUGGAACCUUUCACAAUGGUUGCUGUGAAGAUGCUCAAGGAAGAAGCCUCAGCAGACAUGCAGAAUGAUUUCCAGAGAGAGGCAGCACUCAUGGCUGAAUUUGACCAUAUCAACAUUGUGCGACUUCUAGGUGUAUGUGCAGUGGGUAAACCUAUGUGCCUGAUGUUUGAGUAUAUGGCCCAAGGUGACCUUAAUGAGUUCCUGCGACGUCGAUCUCCAACACAAUGCGUGCGAACGCUCAGCCUACCGAGCCUAUCGGGUCGCAGUUUUUCUUCGGAGAUGGAAGCAGGGCUCCUCUCUUGCCCUGAGCAGCUGUCAAUGUCCAAACAGAUUGCCGCAGGGAUGGCCUACCUAUCGGAGCACAAGUUUGUCCAUCGAGACCUUGCAACAAGAAAUUGCCUGGUCGGGGAGGAAAUGGUGGUGAAGAUUGCGGACUUCGGCCUCUCCAGAAACAUAUACUCGGCUGAUUACUACAAAGCCAACGAGAACGACGCCAUACCGAUUCGCUGGAUGCCCCCAGAGUCUAUUUUCUACAACCGUUACACCACUGAAUCAGAUGUUUGGGCAUAUGGCGUGGUGUUAUGGGAAAUUUUCUCCCACGGCAUGCAGCCAUACUAUGGCAUGGGACAUGAGGAAGUUAUUUACUAUGUCAGGGAUGGUCAUAUCCUUUCCUGCCCUGAGAACUGCCCUCUGGAGUUAUAUAAUCUAAUGAGGCUUUGUUGGAGCACACACCCAUCCGAUCGGCCUAGCUUCAGCAGCAUACAUCGAAUUCUGGAGCGGAUGGAUCAUAACAUGCAGAGUGCCAAUGCUGACACUGAGGCUGACUGUUAAUUUUUGUUAUACCUCCAACAAACCAUUAGGAUGGGAUUAAAUUUCCCACCAAGACACUGCAUAACUUCUGACACUCAGCAUUCACAGAAUAUUCAUAUUUUAAGGUUAUAUUAGUAAUUUAUUGAACAAGACACCAAAAAUAUCUUUCAUAUUUUAUCAUUGUCAUAAAAUGUAUGAAUAAUUUUGCAGAGCUUUUCAGAUUAGACUCCAAUAACCGAGGUGCACAAGUUUAGAAUAUUAUGAAGUCCUGACAGGAAAACCCCAAUACAGUACAUGGAACAAAAACAAAACAUUCACACUUUGUUAAAUCAUUCUGACAUCUCAGUUCCAUCUUUUCAAAGGUUGAAAGAAAUUCCACAUUGAUUUUGUUCCUGUGAUACUUGGUCAGUCAGGAUGUCUCUUAUUGAUGGCCACAAUAUAGACAACGGAAAAUUCGCUAAGAUUCUAAGUCGCAUCUAUUGACUUUGCAACUAACAGACUUGCAAUAUCAGAACUAUAUAAAACUCUAGAAACUCUCAAUUUGUAGCAUGAUGAAGGUUCGUCCUUUUGGGUGCUAGUGUGAUGAUACAGUAUAAGAUGAGUGGUAGUAAUACCACUCUGCAAAGAGGGUGAAACAACAAGUUUAAACACUCUGACAAAUAGGCAUGCAGUAUGUUUUUGUGUGGCAUUGAACUGUAAAAUGUUGCUGGCAAACCUCGCACACGUAACUUGACCCAGUGGCACUGAUUCACUUUAACCCAUGCUCUUGUUUUUUGUUAAUAUGACUAUAAUUCCAUCUGAUGCAUUGUAGACUAUUCUUAUAUUUUAUUUCUGUGUUGCACAUGUGUAUUUGUAUUAGCACACAAAUGUUAUUUGGCCAUUGCCAUUGCUAUACUGUACAUAUAUCUGGACAACAUUUACCCAUAUAUUUCUCACGCAUCAAAAUACCCAGGUAAACAUGAACAACAGUCAAAAUGUCUAUCUUUAAUUAGAAGAAACUCAUGAAUAUAUAGGAACUGUUUACCUUAGCAAAUGACACAUUCUUUAGCAUCAUUAUGCUAAGUCUAAGCAGUUGUGUAAAUUAUAAUUGUUGGUAAUUAUUGAAAGUGUUUAUCCCGUUAUAUUGAUUGCCUUUCAAAAAAUCUAAUUUAGGAUUAUAGUUGCUAUAUUUAAACUAAAAAAAACUAAACUAAAUAAUAAAUUUUCUCCCUUGUGUGAGCAAUGCAUUUGUGAUUUUUGUUUUAAAUAAUAUACAGUAUUAUGCAUUUAAUAUGAUGAUCUUUGUAUUGUUUGCAAAUUAAAAAAAAGUCAUUUUUACAUUUGGUAAGAUUAUGUGAUUUUGUGUUCAUUUUAUACUGCAAAUAUGUUGCAAAACAUAUCCUUUCCUGUUUUGUUUUUCCUCCUACCACAGUUAAAAACAACUUUGAUAUUUGUUCUAGCACACAUGGACAGUUAUAAAUAAAUGUCCAGUAUAUACUUGUAUUUGUAAAAAAAUAAAUGA